Molecule: messenger RNA, 1362 nt
Organism: Oryzias latipes (Japanese medaka)
Lineage: Eukaryota; Metazoa; Chordata; Actinopteri; Beloniformes; Adrianichthyidae
Product: lysosomal membrane ascorbate-dependent ferrireductase CYB561A3-like
Cellular component (GO): lysosomal membrane
Molecular function (GO): oxidoreductase activity
Source: RefSeq, a predicted model, not a curated record
AAUGACUCCUGAUGUAACCUCAGCAUGAAAAGGAACAACUUCUUUGUGAAAACAGAGCAGAGUUGUGUUAGAGUAAAGCAAACGUCUGCCUGUUUUAUCUCCAUCCCCGUCUUGUAAACAUGAGGCCUCCUGAGUCUUUCUACUGGUCCUUCUCGCUGUGCCUGGGUCUGGGCCUGCUCUGCGUGCUGUUUGUCAGCUGCUGGAGCGGCGUGUGGCAAGGCGGCUUCGCCUGGGAUGGAUCGGACCUGCAGUUUAACUGGCACCCCGUCUUCAUGGUGUCGGGUCUGGUGGUUCUGUACGGCAUCUCGGCUGUGGUGUAUCGUGUGCCGUCCACCUGGGGUCAGCGGAAGUCUACCUGGAAGCUGGUGCACGGCGGCCUGAUGCUGCUGGCUCUGCUCCUGUCUGUCCUGGGCUUGUAUGCCGUCUUUGACUUCCACCGGGCUGCCAGCAUCCCUCACUUGUACUCUCUGCACAGCUGGGUGGGCCUCUGCACUGUGGGGUUGUUUGCGUUUCAGUGGGUCCUCGGCUUGGCCGGUUUCCUGCUGCCAUGUUCUCCUCUGUGGUUUCGCAGCAGACUCAAACCUGUCCACAUCUGGCUGGGGACCAUGGUUUUAAUCCUCAGCCUGACCUCCUGUAUUAGUGGAAUUAAUGAAAAACUGAUCUUUUCACUGGAUGGAAGCACCAAAGAAUCCUAUAAUUCUCUGCCUUUGGAAGCAAAGUUUGCUAAUUUUUUGGGCAUCCUGAUUGUGGUUUUUGGGAUGGUUCUCCUGAGAAUCUUGUCCAAGGAAGAAUGGCGGCGACCAGAAACUGAUGAAAGUGCUUAUCCUCUACUGGACGGACACAGAAGCUGAGACCGUAGAAGGUUUUGUUUUUUUAAGGAGGACAUUUUGUUCUCAUUUCAUUGUUUGCAAAUGAAUGAAUAAAAAAAUUUCCUGCAAUUUUAUAUUUUUUGACUAAUUUUAUUAGGUUAUGUCAAGUUCUUACUAAGGGUAAUGUGAGUCAACUUUGAAACUUAUGUGAAAUAAUAUUUGGUGAGAUCUUUAAACUGAAUCUGCAUUGAGGCGACCGAGGGAAGAAAACUUCUAACAAGUGGAAACCAACAGCACAACCAAACUAUUAAAGUCCCACUUCAAUCAUCUUUUGAUAUAUUUUCAAUGCAUUCCCAGUGGUCUUUUUAUAAUAAAUAUGCUGUUUUUUGCCAAAGUGAAAAAAUCGGUGUCAUUUUCCAGGACAUAAUUUUUGGAGAGCGGUAGGAGUUUUGCCCCUACCCCUCCUAAUGAGAGCUCUUUUUUUUAAACUUUUUUUUAACGUGGUUUCCAGCUAGCUUGACCCUUGUGCUAUCUUAGAUGACCCCACCCUUGC